Molecule: messenger RNA, 3482 nt
Organism: Aspergillus homomorphus CBS 101889
Lineage: Eukaryota; Fungi; Ascomycota; Eurotiomycetes; Eurotiales; Aspergillaceae
Product: putative GPI-anchored cell surface glycoprotein
Exons: 3
Coding region: 185-3271 (1028 amino acids)
Source: RefSeq, a predicted model, not a curated record
UUAACCGCCAGACUUCGGGACUUUCAGCGACAAACCACGAUCCGCAGUAAUAGCUCUUUGCCAUCCGCUCCCCUGGCCUCCGAACUGUGGAGUGGUGUCGGGAUAAUAGGGCAGACCCGGGGACAAUCCGUGAAGACUGGUUAACGAAAGGGGUGGGGAAGUUCGUGACGGACGCACAUUCAAAAUGGUGGGUAGGGCUUCACUGGCAAGGGAACUCGGUUCCCCCGCCGCGUUCUCCCUCGACUCAACAACACCUCGUGAGACUCGACGUAGCUCAUCUCGUGCGUCACGUAAAACAACCCGUGAACCUGAAUCUCACGCCUCUAACCACUCCCAAUCAUCCUACUCUUUACCUCCAACACCUCUGACUACCACGUUUGAAGAGUCAUUACCAUCAGCAAAACGACGCAAAACGCAACGGUCCGUAAACCAGGCCGCGCAGACUCCGAAGGGAAAAGAACCAACGGAGACACCUAUUUCGUCUACCUCAAAGGGCCCGGGUGGCUCGUCGCAACCCUCUGACAGUGUCUCUAAAAGGAGAGAACGUAGUCGCAAAAGCGCAAAAUUGAAUGGAGAAGUGACACCCAACGCUCCGCCUCCGAGUGAAACACCUGUACCUCAAUCCAAGUCGCGUCCGGAACAGUCGCAGUCGACGCUGCAUCACUUUCUGUUGAAGAAGCCCCAGCCGAAGCGGCAUUCUUUGGCCACCACUACCUCCACUUCCACCCCUCGUGUCACUUCCUCUGAUCCUUCUACACCGCGGGCCUUGUCUACUUCCGCCUCUGCACCCCGUGUUGCUUCUACUCCUGUCAGUACUCGCAAGGAUCCCAAAUCCAAGGGCACUGAAACUUCGAAGAAUAGAACCGCGAGGACUCCGGUUUUACUCAAAACAGAGUUCACGCCUGCAGAAACGGCUGUCAAACCUACCAGUGCGCAAGACAAGGGAACGACCAAACCUCAAACACCUGCUGCAUCAUCUCGUCCAGCAGCCCCUCGACUGUCCACCAGCAGAGCGCGGCGUACAGAUCGCAGAACUCCUGCUACCGUCACAUCCAGUCGCUUAAACCCCUCCACCACGGAAGGAGUAUCUACCCCCACUUCGUCAUCCAACAUGGGCAACUCCAAGUCCGUUCCAUCGCGUGCCUCCCAGAAAGGCAGCGUCCGGCCCCAGCGCAGCAGUAGCCGGCGUUCCGUCGUCGAGUCCAGGACCGACACUCCCAGUCAAGCUCCCAAUCAAAACAUCGACAAUAGCAACGCCGGCGGCGAGCUUUCCUCGGGUCCAGAGUCACUCGCUCCGAUGCCAUCUGGCCGUGAAUUCGCGGAGAGCAUUUAUUCGACCACCCCCGCCUCUGACGAGAAGGUCCGCGACCUUGGAACCCCGAUCUUCGAAGAUAACAACACCCCUGGCGCGACUCCUUACGCGGACAGCUUCCACUUUGAGUACGACACCGACAUGUAUCGCAACAACUUUGGCCUCGACGGUACCACUGAAACCCCCGGCUCCCCUACGGGAAGCUUGACCACGGCGACGUCGAUGGGCAACCGCAUCUCGACUAGGCUGCGCAAGCCGACCAUUAAGGCUAUGGAGUCGAUUGAAUCCGAGCGACGAUACCGCCGACCUCCGCGCUCGGCCUCGGCUAGACCGGAUGGGCCCAAGGGACCGCCUCUGGAGUGGGAUGCGGUCGCCAUUGGUAUACAGGUCUUCGAUUUGGCGAACGUGGCUCUUGCGCCUGAGUUUGAACCGCCCGCAGAGGCUGACGCUUGGCUGGAUGAGCUCCGUGGUGAGUUCGCGGUCAAGCACGCAGAGAGGGAAAAGGCGCGGUUGGAGCGGGAAAGACUGGAGAAGGAAAGGGAGGAGAAAGAGAGGGAGCAGAGGGAGAUGGAGGAGAAAGAGGCCGCGGAGAGAAAGGCUGCUGACGAGCAAAAUGCAGAGAAAGAGGUUGCUGAUGAGGCAGAUACGGAGAAAGAGGUUCUAGACAAGGAGAACGAAGACGGGGAGGCUACGCAUAAAGUGGAUGGGGAGAAGGAGGCUACGGAGACACAAAAUGAAGCCGAAGAGAACAGAGAGAAGGUGAACGGAGACAAAGAGGCAGACACGACGACGACUCCACUCGAGGAACAACUUCCAAAUGAACCUAAGGCAAAAGAACCGGCCAGAGAAGCAAGCAAGCCCGCUUCCCCUGACAAGCAGCCCUCAGUGGAGGCAAAAUCCGGAGACAAGGCAGAAGGGCCCAGUAAGCCAACUUUCUCAGGGGACAACUCUAAAGAGUGGACUGACGAAGAUGGCUUCACCUACACAGGCCAAGUCAACCAAUUUGGCGAAGAACUGGUGUACGUUGGCACCGAGUAUGAAUGGUAUCGACCCAACAACACAUACGGAGAUGAGUUGCUGCCGCUGCCUCCCGUCCGCCUCAUUUCGCGCGACCAGCUGGAAAAGGACCGCAUCUUCGGGUUUCCCCCUCUUAUGGGCGAGAGGAACAUUCCACGCGAGACGAAUAUGCCCUUCACCUUCGAGGAUGUCAUGGAGGAGAGAGCCAAGAUCAAGGCCCGCGACGCCGCGCGCAAGCGCGGCAUUGAGGUCGAUCGAUACAUGCCCUCUGCCGCUAUUCAAGCCCUUAUCGCCGAGCACGAUAAGACUUCGAGCGACCAGGAGAAAUCCGGCCCUGGUGCCGAAACCAAGGGUCCUGCCCCUCGCAAGCGGCGUCGUGGUGCAGAGCAACCCACGGACGCAGCACAAGCCGCCAAACGACGCCGAAAAGGAGAGACUCCCCCAUUCACUCCAGACCAACCUAAGACCCUGCGUAUCAAGUUGACCCUGAAGGGAACAGCUGCGGCAGCUGCGGCAGAGGGCACCAGCUCCCCGAACCCAGGGUCGAAGAAGCGCACCCGUUCGGAGGUAGAGAGCGCGCCCGGAGUGAACGGUACCCCGGACAGCAAGGCGCCCCAAACUCGUCCUACGAAGCUUUUAAAGCUCUCUGGCCUUCGCCGUGACUCGGCCUCCACCUCGACAUCGACAUCGACACCAGCCAAGUCGAAUGCUUCUCCGGCCACGCCUGGAGGCGGGUUAAAAAACAACGCUGCGCCUACUCCUCCAUCUACCUCGGGUCCGCAGGCGUUCACUGCCACUGACCCCAGUGCCACACCCCUAGGCACUACGCCCGGCGGCCGGCCGCGGCGCCGGGCCGCAGCCGCCUUUUUGGCGGAGUCCCAGACCCACGCCGAGCAGAGGGCGCGCCGCGCCAACGCCCGCAAGAAGGAGCCUGUCGCUUAAACGGCCGACGCCGGCCAUUCACCCCUGCAAUCCUUGUAGCUACUGCGAUUCAGCUAAACAACAAUCAGCGCAAUUUGCCCCAGUCACUCACUUUCUUUAUAACUCAACAGGAGAGCGGGUGGUGGAUGGAAGGGGGAAAGAUGAGCCUGGACCUCUCCAUCAUGCUUCUCGUAUCUUCUUAGCACUUGUCAUUUCCCUUUUACCAACUGCG